Molecule: messenger RNA, 693 nt
Organism: Penicillium robsamsonii
Lineage: Eukaryota; Fungi; Ascomycota; Eurotiomycetes; Eurotiales; Aspergillaceae
Product: putative GPI anchored glycoprotein
Exons: 3
Coding region: 1-693 (230 amino acids)
Source: RefSeq, a predicted model, not a curated record
AUGCGUUUCUACACUAUCGCUCUGUUGGCCGGCGCUACCGCCGUCGCCGCUAACAGCGCAACCCUCCUCCUGCCCGGGUUUGCGGGUCAGGAUCUCCAGGCUAGCAUUAUGGAAACCAAUGGUGAUGCGACUACCUACAAGAUCACCUGCCCUAAGACCGCUGAUGCCUGCGGUAUCGUCGGCGACGGCAUGACCGCAAUCGCUGCCCCGACCUCUGUGCAGCUGAAGAACAUCAACCUUCAGGGAACCGUUGGAACUGUUUCCUGCAACGUUGCCGGCACCACUUAUGCUUCCUGCCACGCUUCCGCUGGCACCGUCACCCCGUCGGGCACACUGGGCCCAGAUGAUCUGAACUGGAUGCCCGUGACUAUUUCCACCAAACACACCGCGACAUCCACCACUACCACUAAGGCCCCCACCAGCACUACCACGACCCAGGUGACCACCACCACCAGCACCACUACCCCGGCCAUCACCUCCACGUCGACCCUCGUCUCGACCCCCAAGAAGUCCUCUUCUCUCAUUGCAUCCGCUACUUCCUCCACCCCUCUGGCGGCCGCAUCCACCAGCGCCGCUGCCGAAACCGGUGCCCCAGCCUCUUCCUCGACUCCCUUCAACGCCGCCGGCCAGCUGGCAGGCAGCAUCUGGACCGUUGGUGGCGCCUUCAUGGCUCUUGCCUGCGCUUUCGCGUAA